CAACAACAACAACAACGAAAAAAAUUCAAUCUAAACAUCAUUUUUAUCUUGAAUUUGUGAUUUAAGUAAUUAUAUAAAUGGCCGAAUGGCUGAAGUGUUUUUGAUUGGGCAAAUUACCGGCGGUGAAAAUUUCAAUGAAAAUUCGUUAUUUUGUAAAUGGAAAUUGAUUAUUGGAUCUGGUUGGAAAAUUCUUGAAGGUAUAGCUGAAGGACAAACACAAAUUGACUGUUCCACUUCAUCAUCAUCAUUAAAUAAUUUUGUCUGCUGGUCACAUCCAAUCGAUUUGCAUCUAGUAACCAAAGGAAUUCAAGGUUGGCCAAAAUUAUUGAUUGAAGUUUGGCAUAGAAAUUCUUUCGAACAAACAUCGUUAAUCAGUUACGGUGUGGUAAACAUUCCAUCACAGCCGGGUUUUAAACAAAUUCGUUGCCAUACUUGGCGUCCAAUUGGAUCCAUUAUCGAUCGAUUGGCCAACAUAUUCAAUGGUGAAUCGUUACAUUUGACCGAAGAAUGGUUAAUUUAUUCGCAUGAACAACGUUUUAGAUUACAUACAGAAACGAUGGGCAUCGUUUGUCUUGAUCUGAAUAUUGUAAUGAAAGAUUUUGAAAAAUUUGGUGUCGAAACUCAUUAAUCAUCA
This is a messenger RNA of Dermatophagoides pteronyssinus (European house dust mite), 634 nucleotides long. It is a transcript of the gene B9d2, whose product is annotated as B9 domain-containing protein 2. The record is from RefSeq and is a predicted model, not a curated record. Gene Ontology annotation, biological process: cilium assembly. NCBI's taxonomy places the organism in Eukaryota, Metazoa, Arthropoda, Arachnida, Sarcoptiformes, Pyroglyphidae. Gene Ontology annotation, cellular component: MKS complex.